AACUCUGCCUGCUUGCGUGAGCCCAUUGCUUCCCGUAAGCUCCACCUCUUCCCCAGCCUCGGUGGCUUAUGGGGGCUGAAACGUCAGGUUUACAUGGCAGCCUCCAGGAAGCGGUGAAGUGAGGGGGACCCAGGAACAGGCGCGCGGAUCAGGAACAUGGCUCCAAAGAUGACUACAGAGCUACUGCGGCAGCUUCGGCAGUCAAUGAGAAGCUCCAAAUACUUUCCACAGCCAAUCCAAGCCUACAUUGUGCCUUCAGGAGAUGCUCAUCAAAGUGAGUAUAUCGCACCUUGUGACUGUCGCAGAGAGUUCAUCUGUGGAUUUGAUGGCUCUGCAGGAACUGCCAUUAUUACAGAGCAAGAGGCAGCCAUGUGGACAGAUGGACGCUACUUUCUGCAGGCUGCCCAGCAAAUGGAUAAUAACUGGACACUCAUGAAGAUGGGUCUGAAGGAUACACCCACACAGGAGGAUUGGCUUGUGAGUGUGCUCCCUGAAGGUUCCAGAGUUGGAGUAGAUCCAUUCAUUAUUCCGGCAGAUCAGUGGAAGAGGAUGGCCAAAGUUCUGAAAAGUGCUGGCCAUGCCCUUGUGCCUGUCAAGGACAAUCUGAUUGAUGCCAUAUGGACAGAUCGACCCCCACGGCCUUGCAAAGCCCUGAUGACACUGGGCCUGAACUACACAGGGAUCAGCUGGAAAGAAAAAAUCACAGCCCUGCGGGGGAAAAUGGCUGAGAGGAAAGCUGUUUGGUUUGUGGUGACAGCUUUGGAUGAAGUGGCUUGGCUCUUUAAUCUCAGAGGCUCUGAUGUUGACUACAACCCUGUGUUUUUUGCUUAUGCCAUCAUAGGGACAAAUGCAAUCAGGUUGUUUAUUGAUGGUGACCGCAUGGCAGACCCAGCUGUGAGAGAGCAUCUUUUGCUGGAUAUCUCUCAGGAUGCUGAGUCUAGCAUCCAAAUACUGCCGUAUGACUCCAUCCUGAUGGUUCUGAAAUCCAUCUGUGACAGCCUGUCUCCUCAUGAGAAAGUUUGGCUUAGUGACAAAGCCAGCUUUGCCCUGACUCAGGCCAUCCCCAAGGAUCACCGUUACCUCUCCCCCUACACCCCUAUCUGCAUUGCCAAAGCUGUGAAGAAUGCAUCAGAGGCUGAAGGCAUGAGAAGAGCUCAUAUUAAGGAUGCCGUUGCUCUGUGUGAACUGUUCAAUUGGCUGGAGAAGGAGGUCCCCAAAGGCAAUAUUACUGAAAUAACAGCAGCAGAUAAAGCAGAGGAAUUCCGUAGCCAGCAAGAGGAUUUUGUUGACUUGAGCUUUGCUACCAUUUCAAGCACGGGCCCAAACGGUGCUAUCAUUCAUUACAAGCCUACUCCUGAGACAAAUAGGACUUUAUCUAUAAAUGAAAUCUACCUCUUGGAUUCUGGUGCUCAGUACAAGGAUGGAACCACAGAUGUGACAAGGACAAUGCACUUUGGCACUCCAUCAGCAUAUGAAAAGGAAUGUUUCACAUAUGUGCUGAAAGGUCACAUAGCUGUCAGCGCUGCCAUAUUCCCCAAUGGAACCAAAGGUCACCUCCUGGACUCAUUUGCCCGGUCAGCUCUAUGGGAUCAAGGCUUAGAUUACUUGCAUGGCACAGGACAUGGGGUUGGUGCCUUCUUGAAUGUCCAUGAAGGGCCAUGUGGUAUUAGCUACAAAACAUUUGCAGAUGAACCUCUGGAAGCUGGGAUGAUUGUUUCUGAUGAACCUGGUUAUUAUGAGGAUGGCUCUUUUGGGAUCCGAAUAGAAAACAUUGUAAUUGUCGUUCCAACCAAAACGAAGUAUAACUUCAGCAACAGAGGGAGUUUGACUUUUGAACCUCUGACCUUGGUUCCGAUCCAGACCAAAAUGAUGCAUGUUCAUUCACUGACCCAAAAAGAGUGUGACUGGGUGAAUAACUAUCACAGAAAAUGCAGAGAGGUGGUCGGGGCAGAACUGGAACGGCAAGGACGACACGAAGCUCUCCAGUGGCUCAUUAGGGAAACGGAGCCCAUCUCCAAGCUGCACUAACAGCAAUGGGUUUUUUUUUUUUAAAGAAAGUGAUUUCCUUUUAAAAAUGGCAAACGCAGGACUGUUUCAGCUUCACGGUAAUAUACACAUGGUACUGCCAGGCCUAGGAGGAGGAUGGGCAGAUCCUUUCAUAAUAAGCAGGAGCCACAGUAGAGAGAAAGGAGGGGGCAGGAUGGAAUUCGUUUCACAUGAGGAUCUGUUGCCUCCCAAUUGAUGAUGAGCAAAAAUUUUAAAAAAACUAGAGCUAUGAAAUUUGUAUCCUUAUGGAAAAAGAGUGAGUCAAUGGGGAAGAACACUUGAUUGUUUGACAUCCUGUGCAGACUUGCUUUGGGCAGAGGGGUGAACAGACUGGAUUCUUUGGUCGAUGCAUAAACUUGACCAAACUAUCUGGGAGGGAACUUCUCACGAUGUAAAUUCAUUGUCUGGAACAAUCCUGCCAAGUGGUAAUGGAAAACGAUACUAUACAUGGGGCACAAACGUGAGAUUAAAAAAAGACUGUUAGUUGCCUUAGAGUCCUCACAGGGAUCUGUCAAAAAGAUUUCAAAUGUUAGCAUUUCUUCAUUCACCAAGAUCUAACAAAAUGAAUUCACACAUUUAUGUUCAUCACUUGAUGGCAGCAACACCAAGCAGUAUCUUGCGUCACCGAAGUAGCCAUCACAGUUCAAAGAUCACAGUGUACAGUUCUGUGCUUGUUUACUCAGAAGUAAGUCCCAUAGUGUUCGAUGGGGUUUACACCCAGGUAUAUAGGAUGACAACCCCUGUUAGCUCACCUUGAACAGAACAACUUUCAGUGGAUGCUGAAGGUGCAGAUGUGUGUCAGUGAGCAAUAACUCAGAGAGAGGCGCAUUUGUGCACCAGCCCUGACUUUGGAACUUUCUUUAUCAUGAUAUUGUUCUUCUAGAAACAAGUAUGAAUAUCUGUUUUGUUAAUGCUUGUCAUGUAACUCAACUGUAGUUUCCUAGAUGUGUGCCUGUCCCCUCCCCAGCUCUUGCAACCGUAGAAGGUAUUAAGCUUCUGGAUGUCUGCAUUAAGUAAAUAUGAAUGUUGGUGUUGGAAAACUCAACAUGUGAAGGGGUCUUGUAUAUUUGGAUCUUUUACACUGCUGAGAACAUGUUUUUGUCCCCAUCUUUGCUUGGCCCUCAAGCAAGAACUCAAAGUGCCAAUAAACAUCACUC
Pogona vitticeps (central bearded dragon) is the source of this 3203-nucleotide messenger RNA. It is a transcript of the gene XPNPEP1, whose product is annotated as X-prolyl aminopeptidase 1. The record is from RefSeq and is a predicted model, not a curated record. Gene Ontology annotation, molecular function: metalloaminopeptidase activity. Lineage: Eukaryota; Metazoa; Chordata; Lepidosauria; Squamata; Agamidae.